Symsagittifera roscoffensis is the source of this 593-nucleotide messenger RNA. RefSeq lists its product as uncharacterized. The transcript has 4 exons. Bases 23 to 574 code for a protein of 183 amino acids. The record is from RefSeq and is a predicted model, not a curated record. Lineage: Eukaryota; Metazoa; Xenacoelomorpha; Acoela; Convolutidae.
AAAUAGGUUUUUUUGGAUAACAAUGGAUUAUCCGCAGUGCUUGAAUAUCUGUGCUCCAAAAGCUCCAGUUCCAGAAGAAAUUAAUAGUUUUCGCAAUAACGCAAUGUUAGAUCGAGUAAAGAAUUUCCUGCCUUUACUGAAGGAAGCAAAUGAUCGUCUGCAUGCGGCGCCAGCUGACAACAAAUCCACAGAUGCUGAUAGAGCAGUUGAGUUGGAUUUGGAUUUGCCAAGCGAAGAUGAAUCGAGUGAAGACGAAGAAGUGGAAAAGGAGACAACAGAAGCGCCAGAAGGACGAAAGUCGAAGGACUUCGUUGAAAUGAAAAUUUCUUUGGUUCCAGACAGCUCCCAAAGUUCAGAUAGCGACGAGGGUAUUAAUGAAACUAUCAAUAAAUGUCCGAAAACAGCGCCAGUCAGUCAAUCUUUGAUUCAAGAGUUGACUACUGAACCAAGUAGUACCACUACGCAGUCUCAAACAGAACUGUCUCCGAAGUUAAAACAAAAGCUGCGUAAGUCAAAAGUGAAGAGCAAGGGAAAGCAGACCCGCAAGAAGUCAAAAACUUCAACAAAUAAAUAAAGAUAGUGUUUUCUGAGAA